GACCGACCUUCGUUGUGUUUCAAUAUCUUGUAUUACCUUACUCUACUUCAUUCUGUGUCUGUCCUCUCGCCGAGUGUCCCCGCCCGGCUUUGCCUUCAUCAUUCUCCGUACAGCCCGGUCCCUCGUUCAUAUACCCAGAAUGCGGUUUGCCGACAUCGCCGUCAACCUGACAGAUCCCAUGUUCAAAGGGAAUUAUCACGGCCGCCAAAAACAUGCCCCGGACGUGGAUGGCGUUGUGCAAAGAGCGAGAGAGAAGGGCGUAGAAAAGAUACUGAUCACCGGGACGAGCCUUCAAGAGACAAGAGACGCUUUGGUUUUGGCCAAGCAAUACGACCUCCAGUGCACGGCUGGAGUACAUCCUACGUCUACCAGUGAGAUGGCCAAGCAUGUGUCAGGUCCUAAAGGCUAUAUCAAAGAGCUUUGUGAUGUCAUCGACCAAGAUCUGGGCGAAGGCGGUUCUAAUCGAAUAAUAUCGAUUGGAGAGAUCGGGCUCGGUAAGACCACAGGCAUUGAAACUUCCAAAGGUGCUAAUAGACCAGAUUAUGAUCGACUCCACCACUCUCCUCGCGAGACCCAGCUCGCCCAUCUCGCCGAACUCCUUCUCCUCUCCAAACGCUACCGCCUGCCCCUCUUCCUCCACUGUCGAACAUCCGAGUCUCAGGUAGAUCUUAUACGGAUUCUCAAAGAGAUUGAGUGGUCGACGGAAUGGGGAGGAGCCGUAGUGCACAGUUUUACCGGGAGUGCAGAAGAAGCGAAAGAGUUUGUGGAAAUGGGGCUGUACAUCGGCAUCAACGGCUGUUCUCUAAAGACACCCGAGUCUCUCGAGAUGGUCAAGACCACUCCCAUAUCCCAUAUCCUUUUGGAAACAGAUGCGCCUUGGUGUGGGUGCACAUCCAAGUCGGCCGGAUUCCCUUUCCUCCCUCCUGCUGAUUCACCGCUCAACAUCCAGAAGGUGGGUCGACCGGAUCGACAGAAGGAUGGCUUGGGCGUCAAGGGGAGGAUGGAGCCUGCCGAGCUGGGCGUCAUCGCGCAUAUCGUCGCACAGGUGAAGGGCCUAGACGUCGAGGAGCUUGCAGAGCAGGUGUGGGACAACACCAUGAGGUUGUUCUACCCUAACGAAGUACAAAAAUAGAAGAUAGAUCGUAGAUGACGAGGUCUGCAUGUGACAACUAGACAUGCAUGU
Cryptococcus amylolentus CBS 6039 is the source of this 1183-nucleotide messenger RNA. RefSeq lists its product as hypothetical. The transcript has 3 exons. NCBI's taxonomy places the organism in Eukaryota, Fungi, Basidiomycota, Tremellomycetes, Tremellales, Cryptococcaceae. The record is from RefSeq and is a predicted model, not a curated record. Gene Ontology annotation, cellular component: cytosol. Bases 140 to 1132 code for a protein of 330 amino acids. Gene Ontology annotation, molecular function: 3'-5'-DNA exonuclease activity.